GCUGGAAUACAGUACUGCGUUACAUUGCUGUGUGGCUUAUGUUUCCUACAACAUCUAGCAAAGCUUUAGAAUGCGUGGGUCCUUCAAGUCCUCAAUGCUUCAGAAGAAACAAGGAGAUGUCUGUUUACAACUGUGAAUGGCACAUGAAUACAAAAGAGAAAAAUGUGACAUAUGACCUGCACAUCUGGAGAAAUAAACUAAAUCACAAGGUAUUUAGGAGAUUAUUAAACACCAGCAUUGAAAUCAACACGGAGGAUCUCAUCCGAUAUUCACCUGUUGUCAUUUGGUUGGAAGCUCACACGGGAAACUCUGUAUGCACGUCAAAAAACACCUCCGUUACACUCAAUGAAACAGUUAAACUCAAAGCCCCAGAAAACAUUUCCGUGGCUUGGUUUCAAAAUCACCUUAACCUGACCUGGAAGGCUUCAGAGAAUGACCUAGCGUUAGCUGAAGUCUGGUUUCUAAAUGAAACCAAACUGUGGGAAAAGCUGAACACGACAGAGAUCACACACAAUAAGACAGCAUACCAGUUUGCAGUUGAGAAUCUACAAAAAAAUACAGCCUACCAGGUUAAACUCAGGCAUAAGACGACAGGGUGCCAUAACCCGCUCUGGAGCGAUUGGUCUCCACUUGUGAUUGUUCCUGCAAAGCUUGAAGAUAAACUGGAAGUAACCAUGACAAACAACACCUCAGAAGGUGCACGGAAGGUCAAGCUCACUUGGAAGCCAGUUCAUCAUGCUGCAGCAGUACCUGAAGUGAAAUACACCGUGAGGGACACGCAGUCUUCCGGCGGAUGUCCGUGUAUGAAGAAAAAGGCCUUUUCUACCAACAGGACUGAAUACACGGGCUAUGUUUCCUACUCUCCAGCCAACCUCUCUGUUAUUGCCAGAAACGCAGCAGGCUCUUCUCCCCCAGCCAUUGUAACAAUAGUAUCAGCGGAACCCGUUCACAAUUUAAAACCAUGUAAUAAAACAUUGCUGGACGAAGAACUAGAUAAGGCCAACUGCCUGGAGUGGUACAAACUUCAAGAUGGAGAACCAAAGCUAGUAGCAAGGAAGACUAAAAGAGACAGGAAGUCUUUUAAAAACAGCAUCAAGGACUAUGUGGGUUACAUUUAUUUUGAGCAUCUGUGUGUCAAUGAGAGACCAAAGACUGUUCAAAUGUGCUUCUAUUAUCAAAAAGAAAACGUCCCAAAAAUAGCCCCCCCGGACUUCUUUGCCUCCAGUGAAAAAGAGGGUUCUGUCACACUGUCUUGGAAAGCCAUUCCUCAAGAGGAUAGGCAGGGUGUCAUAACACAUUUUAACUUGUGCAGUGUUCAACUAAAUUCCAAGGACGAACACCAUCAAUGUCACCGCAUACCAGCGUCCUUGGUGGAAUACCAACUGGACAACUUGGGACCUGGAAGAAAAUACAACAUCACUGUAGCAGGGGUGACAAGCAUGGGAGAAGGCCCAAAGGCUAUAGUAAUUUUCAACACGAUGAAUCCUAAAAAAGGAUGGUGGAAACUUGGCUUGGUCAUUGUAUUCCUAUUCAUCUUUCUAAUAGGCAGCAUGUGUAUCUGGAAAAGAAUGAAACAGAAGAUACUUCCUCCUGUACCAAAGACUCCUACUUUGGAUUUUGACUGUCAUCAAAAAUUCCCUUGGGACAUGCUGAAGGUGGAGGAGGAAAGGGUGCAUGAUGUGAUGCUGCUGCAGUUGAAUCCAAAUGGCUGCACUCAAAGUGAGGAUGUGAAGGACGCCACCAUGUCAAUAGACACUCCCACUGAGGGGACAGUGUUGUCUGACGAUGAUGCUAUAAGACCUCUGAAGGGUUCCAAAGAGGUGGAAACUCCAAACAUGGAACAAGAAGAUAUGCUUGGCUUGCUGCCAUACAGGAAAGGAUUGGUCUUUGAAAUGAAGAUGGAUGAGUUUUAAAUGAUUAUUUAGGAAAUUACCGUAAUUUUCUGACUAUAAGCCACUAUUUUUUUUACGUCAUUUUGAAUCCUGCGGCAUAUAGUCCAGUUUAUUUGUGUUAAUAGGUAACACUUCAUUUGACAGCGGCGUCAUAAGACUGCCAUAAUUAUGACAUGGCACUGUCAUGGGUAUUAAUGAAUGAUGUCAUUAAGUGUCAGCUGGGAAAUAUUGUCACUAACUCCAUUUAAACAGUGAGAUAAUUUGCCAGAUGACACAAAAUGACAUGUAUCCAAUGCAUUCAUUAAUGCUCAUGGCAUAAUCAUGAUAGUCUUAUGGCCCAAUUGUCAAAUAAAGUGUUCCCAAAGACCAUAACUAGCAAUUAGUGAAACAACUGGGACAGUAACUGAAGAAAUAAUUAGCACAAAACAUGAAUUUUGAUUCUUAUUUACAGCUGUAGCUCUGCAGUGUGUGCUAGGAGGCAUGUUGGAGGACAACAGGCUCCUGACUAUAAGCUUUUAGUAGCUUCUUAAGGAGACCUGACUCACUCAUAAUCUUGGCUCAGCACUAUGAUAUGAUGUAGACUUUGUAAAUAUUAAUGUGUGUGUGAACAAAUUGAAUUGAACAGUUUUGACAGCAGGUGGACAGCAGUCUUACGAUGUCACUGUCAAAGUGUUACUGGUUAAUAUAUUUUGGUGAAAAUAUCCCCUUUAUACAGUGAGGACAGCAGCGGCUUGUAGUCAAGUGCGGUUUAUCUAUGAACAAAUGCAGUUUUCAUGUCAAUAACAAAAGCUGCGUUGCAGCUUAUAGUCAAGUGCGCCUUAUAGUCCGAAAAUUACAGUACACAUAUUACUUACAGAAGUUCAAAACUGUUCAAUCAUUGUUCUAAUUGCCUUGAAAGUACUCAAACUUAAUUAAAUAGACUCAGUGAACAAAACUCAAUUUCAACCUGUUUUGAACACUAAUUUUUAAUAAAUUAGUAUUAAUCUGGAGCUGGAAAGGGGACUACAUUGCCCUGGUUAAAUGAUGAAUGCAGGAAAACAAUGAAAGACAGAGAUGAACAACUUAAAAAAACAAUUACUACAGGUCUCACUACAGAAAGACAAAAAUUUACAUUUUUAAGAAACAAAGUAACUCAAAGUUUGCGAAAGGCAAAAGAGAAGUUCUUUAUGGAUGUCAUUGUCGAAGCAAAGGGGAAUGCAAAAAUGAUCUGGCAAAAUCUGAAUAAAUUAAUUGGUAAAGAAAUUAAAGAUUCGAACAAACAUAUUGAGCUUAAAAUUAACAAUGCAAUGGUAACUAGCCCAACUGUCCUAGCUAAUGAGUUUAACGUACAUUUCCUUAUUCAGUCAGUGAGAUAACAGACAUUUUUUCACCGUCUUUGCCUAUUUCAAGAACCAUUAGUCCUACACAGCCUGUUUUUUUCUCUACAAGAGAUAACAGAGCUGGAAGUUGGUAACAUCAUUGGCUCAUUAAAAAAUUCUAAAGCCAAGGAUGUCUACGGGCUGGAUACAUAUGUUCUUAAACUAUGCAAAGAAUCCCUACUUUCACCGAUAACAAAUAUGGUCAACCUCUCAUUUAAACAAAAAAUUGUCCCAUCAUCUUGGAAAACGGCUGCUGUCACUCCGAUCUUCAAAUCGGGUGACAGUUUAAAUAUAGCCAACUACAGGCCAAUUAGUAUCCUCCCUGUGAUUUCGAAAGUCGCUGAGAAAUGGGUAGCAAAAAGCAUAAAUGAACAUUUACAUAAAGACAGCUCUCUUUUGCAUCCAAUGCAAUUUGGUUUCGGGAAAAUCAUUCCACAGAGUUUACAAAUUGUCUUUUUAUAGAAAAGGUCAUACGCAUGUUGGACACUGAACCUUGCGUUGGUGCAGUAUUUCUAGAUCUGAAAAAAGCAUUUGACACUGUAAAUCAUAACAUUCUCCUGUCUAAAAUAACCCAUUUCAAUUUUUGAUUGAACACAAUUCAAUGGAUAAAAUCUUAUUUAGAAUUCAGGAGACAGUAGCCACGUUUACAUGCUGACUUUUAUUCAUACUGAUUCAAAUCAUUCCGAAUGGAAAUUUCAGAUCAGCUGUUUACAUGUCACUUCAUCUAUUCUGAUCCAGCGUUUACAUGUGUCUGCCUUUAUUCCGAAAGGACGUUUGACAACUGCCGUCUGACAUGCGCAGAUUAAUCAAAACAAAGCGUCACGUUGCAAAACAUGGAGAUCGAUCGUCAGAUCAGCUGCUGUUUUAACUUUUCGAGUGGGAACAAAACUUCAGAAUGACACGCCGUUCAUUUAAAAAGUUGUGUGGGCUGGUGGAGGGAUUCAUGGAUAUAAACUUUCCGCCGGACUCCAAUUAGGUGCGCUGUGCGUGUGCUUGGAAGCCAUGUUGCAAGUGACGUUACUUACGUCACCAAGUGACGUCACCACGUCAGUAAGGAGCAUGUGCAGAAAGAACGCAACCAGACACCAUUCCGCUUCCCUGUUUACAUGGUAUAAUU
Molecule: messenger RNA, 4367 nt
Organism: Corythoichthys intestinalis (scribbled pipefish)
Lineage: Eukaryota; Metazoa; Chordata; Actinopteri; Syngnathiformes; Syngnathidae
Gene: il12rb1
Product: interleukin 12 receptor subunit beta 1
Exons: 15
Coding region: 39-1913 (624 amino acids)
Molecular function (GO): protein binding
Source: RefSeq, a predicted model, not a curated record